UAAAUCAUAAAUCUCAUGAAACAUCUCUACCAGAAAAAAACCCACAGAAAACUCUUUGAUACAUCUGGUUCUCUGCUACCUACAACUGCUUUGUCAGAGACCCUUCAGCACUUCCAUAGAGCCAUCCCACUAGAGGUCACAGAUCACCAAAACCCUACAGAAACAGGAAAUCGAACUUCCUGAGCACACUACAAAACACAGAAACCUGUUUCCUCUACACAUCUCAAAUUGGCAAAGCUUGGUCUUAGCAGAUUCAGUGUGGAAGCAGCUAUCAAAAAGGCCACACGCAUUUUGUCCCCAAAUUUCACAUGAGCUACCUUGCUUCAAACUACUGAGAUGAAGGGGGCAAGAUUAUUUGUCCUGCUUUCUAGUUUAUGGAGUGGGGGCAUUGGCCUUAACAACAGUAAGCAUUCUUGGACUAUACCUGAGGAUGGGAACUCUCAGAAGACUAUGACCUCUGCUUCAGUUCCUCCAAAUAAAAUACAAAGUUUGCAAAUACUGCCAACCACUUGGGUCAUGUCAGCGGAGAUAGCUACAGCUCCAGAGGCAAGAACUUCUGAAGAGAGUCUUCUUCAAUCAACACUGCCUCCCUCAGAGACAAGUGCACCUGCUGAGGGUGUGAGAAACCAAACUCCCACAUCCACAGAGAGAGCAGAAGGAGUGGUCAAGUUGCAGGAUCUUACCCUCCCAACCAAAGCUAACAUCGAGUUCAAUCCUGGAGCAGAACCAGUGGUCCUUUCCAAUUCCACACUGAAAUUUCUUCAGAGCUUUGCCAGAAAGUCAAAUGAACAAGCAACUUCUCUAAAUGCAGUUGGAGGUGUUGGAGGCACUGGAGGCGUCGGAAAUCGAGCCACACGGGAAACAUACCUCAGCCGGGGUGACAGCAGUCCCAGCCAAAGAACUGACUACCAAAAAUCAAGUUUCGAAACAACUAGAGGAAAGAAUUGGUGUGCUUAUGUACACACCAGGUUAUCUCCUACAGUGAUAUUGGACAACCAGGUCACUUAUGUACCAGGUGGGAGAGGACCUUGUGGCUGGACCGGUGGAUCCUGUCCUCAGAGAUCUCAGAAGAUAUCCAAUCCUAUCUACAGGAUGCAACAUAAAAUUGUCACCUCGUUGGAUUGGAGGUGUUGUCCUGGAUACAGUGGGCCGAAAUGUCAGCUAAGAGCCCAAGAACAGCAACAUUUGAUACACACCAACCAGGCUGAAAGUCAUACAGCUGUUGGCAGAGGAGUAGCUGAGCAGCAGCAGCAAGACUGUGGUGACCCAGAAGUGAUGCGAAAAAUGACUGACCAGGUAAACUACCAGGCAAAGAAACUGACACUUCUGCAGAACAAGAUUGACAAUAUUUCUUUGACUGUGAAUGACAUAAGGAACACUUACUCUUCCCUAGAAGGAAAAGUCAAUGAAGAUAAAGGCAGAGAAUUUCAAUCUCUUCUAAAAGAUCUAAAAUCAAAAAGCAUUAAUGUACUGGUAAGAGACACAGUAAGAGAACAAUUUAAAAUGUUUCAAAAUGACAUGCAAGACACCGUAGCACAGCUCUUCAAGACUGUAUCAAGUCUAUCAGAGGACCUUGAAAGCACCAGGCAAAUAAUUAAAAAAGUUAAUGAAUCUGUGGUUUCAAUAGCAGCCCAGCAAAAGUCUGUUUUAAUGCAAGACGAUCGGCCCACUUUGACUGAUAUAGUAGAUCUAAGGAAUCACAUUGUGAAUGUAAGGCAAGAAAUGACUGUUACAUGUGAGAAGCCUAUUAAAGAACUAGAAGUAAAGCAGACUCAUUUAGAAGGUGCUCUAGAACAGGAACACUCAAGAAGCAUUCUGUAUUAUGAAUCCCUCAAUAAAACUCUUUCUCAAUUGAAGGAAGUACAUGAGCAGCUUUUAUCCACUGAACAGGUAUCAGACCAGAAGAAUGUUCCAGCCAUUGAGUCACUUAGCAAUAAUGUCACUGAAUACAUGUCUACUUUACAUGAGAAUAUAAAGAAGCAGAGUUUGAUGAUGCUGCAACUGUUUGAAGAUUUGCACAUUCAAGAAAGCAAGAUUAACAAUCUCACCAUCUCUUUAGAGAUGGAGAAAGAGUCUCUCAGAGGUGAAUGUGAAGACAUGUUAUCCAAAUGCAGAAAUGAUUUUAAAUUUCAACUUAAGGACACAGAAGAGAAUUUACAUGUGUUAAACCAAACAUUGGCUGAAGUUCUGUUUCCAAUGGACAAUAAGAUGGAUCAAAUGAGUGAGCAACUAAAUGAUUUGACUUAUGAUAUGGAGAUCCUUCAACCCUUGCUUGAGCAGGGAGCAUCACUCAGACAGACAAUGACAUAUGAACAACCAAAGGAAGCAAUAGUGACAAGGAAAAAGAUAGAAAAUCUGACUAGUGCUGUCAAUAGUCUAAAUUUUAUUAUCAAAGAACUUACAAAAAGACACAACUUACUUAGAAAUGAAGUACAGAGUCGUGAUGAUACCUUAGAAAGACGUAUCAAUGAAUAUGCCUUAGAAAUGGAAGAUGGCCUAAAUAAGACAAUGACUAUUGUAAAUAAUGCUAUUGAUUUCAUUCAAGAUAACUAUGCCCUAAAAGAGACUUUAAGUACUAUUAAAGAUAAUCAUGAGGUCCAUCAUAAAUGUACCUCUGAUAUGGAAACGAUUUUGACAUUUAUUCCUCAGUUCCAACGUCUGAAUGAUUCUAUUCAGAUUUUGAUCAAUGACAAUCAGAGAUACAACUUUGUUUUGCAAGUUGCCAAGACCCUUGCAGGUAUUCCUAGAGAUGAGAAACUAAAUCAGUCCAACUUCCAAAAGAUGUUUCAAAUGUUCAAUGAAACCACCUCCCAAGUGAGAAAUUACCAGCAAAAUAUGAGUCAUUUGGAAGAAAAAAUGCUGUUAGCCACCAAGAUUUCCAAAAAUUUGGAAACUCGGUUGCAAGACAUUGAGUCUAAAGUUACCCAGACGCUCAUACCUUAUUAUAUUUCACUUAAAAAAGGCAAUGUGGUUACAAAUGAGAGAGAUCAGGCUCUUCAACUGCAAGUAUUGAAUUCUAGAUUUAAGGCAUUGGAAGCAAAAUCCAUCCAUCUUUCAAGUAACUUCUUUUUGCUUAACAAAACUCUCCAUGAAGUUUUAACAAUGUGUCACAAUGCUUCUACAAGUGUGUCAGAACUGAAUGCUACCAUACCUAAGUGGAUAAAACGUUCCCUGCCAGAUAUUCAACUUCUUCAGAAAGGUCUGACAGAAUUUGUGGAACCAAUAAUUCAAAUAAAAACUCAAGCUGUCCUCUCUAAUUUAACUUGUUGUAUAGAUCAAUCAUUGCCUGGUAGUCUGGCAAAUGUUGUCAAGUCUAAGAAGCAAGUAAAAUCAUUGCCGAAGAAAAUUAAUAUGCUUAAGAAACCAACGGUAAAUCUUACCACUGUCCUGAUAGGCCGGACUCAAAGAAACACAGACAACGUAAUAUAUCCUGUAACAGAGGAGUAUUCAAGCUGUAGUAGGCAUCCGUGCCAAAAUGGGGGCACAUGUAUAAAUGGAAGAACUAGCUUUACCUGUGCCUGCAGGCAUCCUUUCACUGGUGACAACUGCACUAUCAAGCUUGUGGAAGAAAAUGCUUUAGCUCCAGAUUUUUCCAAAGGAUCUUACAGAUAUGCACCUAUGGUGGCAUUUUUUGCAUCUCAUACAUAUGGAAUGACUACACCUGGUCCUAUCCUGUUUAAUAACUUGGAUGUCAAUUAUGGAGCUUCAUAUACCCCAAGAACUGGAAAAUUUAGAAUUCCAUAUCUUGGAGUAUAUGUUUUCAAGUAUACCAUCGAGUCAUUCAGUGCUCAUAUCUCUGGAUUUUUAGUGGUUGAUGGAAUAGACAAGCUUGCAUUUGAGUCUGAAAAUAUUAACAGUGAAAUACACUGUGAUAGGGUUUUAACUGGGGAUGCCUUAUUAGAAUUAAAUUAUGGGCAGGAAGUCUGGUUACGACUUGCGAAAGGAACAAUUCCAGCCAAGUUUCCCCCUGUGACUACAUUUAGUGGUUACUUACUAUAUCGUACAUAAGUUAGUAUGAAAAUCAGACUAUCACCUUUAUUGAGAAAUAGCCAGUGUUUUCAUUUAUCUUUGCUUGCACAUCUGCUCUGUUUUGUUUUUUUCUACAGGAAAAGAAAACCAACUUCUUUUUUUAAUAUGAGUAAACUUGUAUGUCUGUUUAUUUUAUAAAAUUAUUUGAAUUUUUUUUAAUGUCUGAAUAUGAAGGAGUUCUUGAUCCUAAAGAAAUUUAGUGGCACAUGAAACAAUGUGAAUUUGUUAGCAUAAUUAUUCCUCUUUUUAUUUCUUCAUUUUAAAUCAUUGCAAUGUAAAGUAAUAUUAUAAAAUGGUAAUUACACCAUAUUAUCAGUCAGUUUUCUUUCCAAUAAAACACUUAACUUUUGUUAUUCCCUCUAUAUAAAUAUAUAACAUACAUUUUCUAGAUUCACAAAUUUCAAUAAAUUACUCAAAAAAUGAAAAUGGUUUUGUAAACUUUUAUUUUUACUCUUUACGUUGAGUUGAUCAAUUUUCCAUACUAAGAUUUUCAUUCAGAAUCAAAAUUAAGCAAGUUGAAUUGAAAAUCUGAAAUAUGCUUAACUAUUGUUCUCUUCCUAUAAUUAUCUAAUUAUAACAUAGUAAGUGACACGUAGUUGGACAUGUACACUCAAGUCUAAGAAUAUAUGAGUGGAUCAUUUACCACCACACAACAUCUAUAAGGGGGAAACAGUAUUUUUCUAAUAAGUAUUCUUCUAUGGCAGUACCUGCAGAUCUGCCCUUCUUCUUCUAAAGGGUAAGUCAUUAUCUGUGUAAUACUACAAUUUAUGGGAUGCUCACUAUGCCCUGUUUCUCUUCUAAACAAUUUACAUGUGAUGUCUCAUUCCUCACAAUAACCCUUGUAAAGUGGGCAUUAUUACCAUGAUUUUUAUAGUUAAAGAACCUAAGACACAGUGACCAAGGCCCAUGAGCUCAUAGGGCUGAGGUAGGAUUUGGAAUCAGGCCAUGUCUUCUCCAGAGCCCACAUCCAUUCUUUCUCUAUAUUACCUCCCACAGAUGUGCUAAAAUUUCUUUAAUCCUUUAUCUGCUAUUUGUGUAGUCUCCCAUUUUUUAUUAUUACAAUAUUACUGUAGUGAACAUGCUUAAAAAUACAUUCCUUGGAUAUCUGACAAAAUGUUUCUGAAGAACAGACUUUCAUAAGUAAUAGUAAAAAUAAUAAUAAAAGUUUUGGUAUGGUAA
Molecule: messenger RNA, 5208 nt
Organism: Macaca mulatta (Rhesus monkey)
Lineage: Eukaryota; Metazoa; Chordata; Mammalia; Primates; Cercopithecidae
Gene: MMRN1
Product: multimerin 1
Biological process (GO): negative regulation of cell migration involved in sprouting angiogenesis; negative regulation of vascular endothelial growth factor receptor signaling pathway
Molecular function (GO): protein binding; calcium ion binding
Source: RefSeq, a predicted model, not a curated record